Darwinula stevensoni is the source of this 2975-nucleotide messenger RNA. Lineage: Eukaryota; Metazoa; Arthropoda; Ostracoda; Podocopida; Darwinulidae. The record is from the annotation of a GenBank genome assembly.
CCUGCAUUCUUUGGCAUGACUUUCAGGCUGUCUUUUGUAUGCUGUGAAGGAGGAACAGCUCGUGGAUCCAUUUGAAGCGAAUUCAUCAUCGGAAAUCGCAGACUUACAUUGUGGUUCCAGGACCUAGACAUUAGCUUACUUCAAUCUAUCGUAUCCACCUCGGCCGGAGAAGCAAAUUUCACGUUGUCUAGCGUAAAGCCUGGUUCACGAUGAUGGUGGUGAGGAGGAUGAAGAGGACGGGAAAGGCUACCGUCAAUGCCCUCUUUCUUGUCUACAUUGUUCUGAACACGGAUAAUGAAUGUGAAUUUCUUCAGAGUUGGUCAGAGUGAAGUAUAGUAUACAAAAUAAAAGAAAAAGAAAACUUGAUAAUGGAGAAGGUGGGCGCCAUAUUUGGGGGGAGUUCAGGGGGUUCCUUCCCCAGCAGGCAAAGGUCACUGAAAGACCGGUUGAGAGAUGCUCGGGAUGGCAUCGCUUCCAGCCUUGCCUGGCAGAGCAAGAGUCGGAGCGUGGACAGAGUUCUUCCGUCAUCGGAAACUGGGAGUCCACCGAUUGAUGCCGUGAUCUCAUCUACGUUUCCCCAGAAGGGGAUGGAGGAGGGAGGAGCUCAAGGAUCUCCCUCUGAUAAGAAGUCCAAAAUGGUUCAGCCACCCAAUGCCACCACCUACAAGGUGGAGUCAUCAGACACAUUGACGAGCAUAGCUGCUAAGUUCCAUCUAACUCCUUCUGAACUGGCAAAGAUGAAUCGUCUGAGUUCCCGAUUGGUAUUCCCAGGCCAACUACUGUAUGUCCCUAUCCAGGAACCAUCCAUGCAAGUAGAAGAACCAGCUGAUGAUGAGCCAUCUCAAGAGUCAAUAAUUGCUGUCUCUGAACGUGGAGAUAUAUUGGAAGCCAUCAGACCUGUUUCCCCCAAACCUGGUCACAUUGAACGUAUACUCUCACCAUGUGCAUCCCCUAGGCAUCCUAAAAGUUCUGGCUCUCAUUCUUUAUCACAAUCUGAGGAUGAAGAAAGGAGUUUAGACAAGGACUGCAUGGAGAAGUUUCUCAAAAUUAAUGUACGCCACAUAACUGAUGGGCAGGGUGUGGUGGCAGGAGUACUCCUUGUGACACCAAAUGCCGUGAUGUUUGACCCCAAUGUGUCAGAUCCACUAGUCCUAGAAAAUGGACCUGAAGCAUAUGGGGUCAUUGCCCCAAUGCAGUUUGUUGUCAAUGCUGCCAUCUAUUAUGACAUUGCUCACAUGAAGGUGAAGGACCGAGGCCCUGAAGCUUCUCUUCUAGAGAUGCCAAAACCUGAAGUAUAUUACCCUCCUGAGAGAAGUGUCUCAGAGAGGACAUCAGCAAUGGAGGAAAAGCAAGAUUCAGUGGUGUCAGACACUUCCAAAGCAGGCUCAGAACCUUUGGCUGAUCUACUCCAUGCCCAGAGUGUUGAAGAGGAAACAGAAGCUGAUAUUUCUAUUCGAGAUUCAGCUUCUGCCUUCCCCAAGGCCUUUGAAGCUGAUCUUGUCAGUCCUUCAUGUGGAGAGCAACCUGAAACUAGUGGGACUAAAGAAACAGGAUACAUUGAUGCUCAGGUGGAGGACAAAGAAGAGACAAAGGAAAAUGUGAAACUGAAUGCAAAAGUCCCUAUCCCUCACGAAGCAGAACAGGGUCAUGUGCUAAUCCCUACACCCCAGUCCCGGUCUCAUGCUCAUCCACAUCAUUCCCACUCCCUCCCUUCAGCUGGGAAUCUGCUCAGUCAGCCAGGUGCAGCCAUUGGGAAUGUUCUCAGCAGCCUCAAUCCUCGAGAACUUCUGAGAAGCAUCAGUGGUGAUGAUCGUUCCUCCUCCGCAAGUGAUCAGGAAAAUGAGCGAAAAGGCUCUGAUGGUGAUAUGUCUCAACCUCAGUCAAGGAAACAAAAGGUGCUUAAGAGACUGAGUCACCCAUUGACAUGGAUGGAGAGUUUGGGAUCUGGUGCUUCAGGAGAAAGCCUUGGUGGGACAAAGGAUCCUGCCUCUGCCCCAGCUGGCACUCCUCCUUCCUCCUCUGUUUUUGCCAAAAUGUUUUCCAGCUCCCUUAGAGAGAAUGUAGAAUCAGCUCAUGGGAAAGGUGUGGGGUCAGAGAAGAACUCCCAAAGUCACCACAUGAGCCUCCUGAGAAAGCCCCACUUCCACUUCACCCCCAUAGCCUCGACCCAGAAUGAUCGACUCUCAUUGGUUCAAGUCUUGGGUUAUGAGAAACCCAGGAAAAGCCAGAAGUCACGAAGGUCUAUCUUUCGAAUCGGAGGUUUGUCAUCUGAAGGGCAUAAGAGAUUGGAGCCAAAUCGUUCUGAUACUUGUUCCACAACGCAAGGGACGAAGCUAUCGUAUCGAAGCAUGGUCUCCAUGGAAGACAUGCCAGAACUCUUUGCCUCCUUUGACCAACUGAUGCCAAAGCCUGCAAAGGGCUGUGAUGACCCUCCUUUGUACCUUUGUCUCCGAAUGGGGCUCCCCCUGGAUAGGAAGCUGCCUCGAGGAACUCCCAUCAUGUCCUAUGGGAAGAAACAAAUCCAGCCCGAAUAUUGGUAUUCCAUUCCCAAGGACAGGGUGGAUGACUUGUAUCGAUUUUUCAUGCUAUGGGUCCCAGACAUUUAUGGACCAUUGGAAGAUAUGCAUCUCGAAGCCAAGGGUAUGGAGCUUGUCCCAGCUGAUUGUGAACUCUGGGAUGAGACUGGUCUGGAGGAAACUGGAUCUGAGCAGGACCCCUCGCACCUUGACAUAGGUGAUCUCAGAGAGUCUUGGGAGAUGCUCAAGGCACCCUAUGUACGUCUGUACAGCCUCGUGAAGACCAAGGCUCCUCGCCCACCUCAUUUCUCACUGGAAAAUCCAUUUGAUUACGACCCGUAUCCCCAAGAGUUGAAAAAUACUUGGUGGAAUGAGAUCCCCCUCCUGUACCUGUACUCCCUAAGCAUGGCACCCAAAAGUGUUGGUAUCAUUGCAUCCUCUGCUUGCGAUGGCACCUAG